Molecule: messenger RNA, 718 nt
Organism: Drosophila simulans
Lineage: Eukaryota; Metazoa; Arthropoda; Insecta; Diptera; Drosophilidae
Product: male-specific sperm protein Mst84Db
Exons: 1
Coding region: 250-633 (127 amino acids)
Source: RefSeq, a predicted model, not a curated record
UUCAACCGCAUGUAUCCUUGCCUUAAGUGUCACUUUUCCAGGAAAUACUUGAGGAAACUGCAAGAGUUUUUAUUCGACAGGAACUAUAAAAUUUUCCCUGUGGACUUGUGACUAUUGGCGGACAAAAAAGGUGCUAAAUAGGCGCCUGGAGCUGUGAGCUGACUGUCCAUCACUGCCCCGGAGUAUUUAGCAUUUUUUUUAGCGGCAAGUACUUAGCAACAGGUUGCAAAGGGCUAAGUAAUUUCUAGGAUGAGUUGUGCUGCGCCGCGAUGCCGACCGCAGUUUGGAUCCUGUGGGUCCGGUCGUAAGCCCUGCGGCGGAGGUGGCUGCUGCGGAUCCUGCUGCGUUGGUGGUUCCUGUUGCAGGGGCGGCUCAGGAGGAUGCUGCGGCGGAUCCUGCGGCGGAUCAUGUGGCGGCUCAUGUGGUGGAUCCUGUGGCGGAUGCUGUGGCCCUCCGCCCUGUGCCGUGGUCUCGUACCGCUUGACCUGCGGCCCCGUGGGUCCCCUGCUGCCCUGCAUGCAGUGCACCUGCAACUGCGGAUGUUGCAGCGGCGGUUGUGCGCCACCUUUCUAUUUUGUGCCGAACAAAUGCAAAAAUUGCUGGGAGUGGGGCUGCUUUGGCCCGCUGUACUAAUACCCUGUAGUACCCUGUUGUUGCACUUUUUAUUGCAACUUUUCAUAUUUUUGAAUGCAAUAAAUUCACGUGUCAGCCAGACUUA